Messenger RNA from Andrographis paniculata, 1612 nucleotides. RefSeq names its product COP9 signalosome complex subunit 3. Gene Ontology annotation, biological process: ubiquitin-dependent protein catabolic process. Gene Ontology annotation, cellular component: COP9 signalosome. NCBI's taxonomy places the organism in Eukaryota, Viridiplantae, Streptophyta, Magnoliopsida, Lamiales, Acanthaceae. The coding region runs from base 132 to 1415 and encodes 427 amino acids. The record is from RefSeq and is a predicted model, not a curated record. The transcript has 11 exons.
GUUUUUUUUUUUCCGCAAAUGGGAGUUCGUCUCCUUCGACGCCCACGCACAAAGAGAAGCGCUGCAUAGAAGCUCUGUUCACGCCAUUGGUAGCGAAGGAAAAUUCUAGCUGAAAGGAACGCCUAAGCCUGAUGAAUCUUAAUAUUGGCUCGGCGGAGUCCCUGGUGGCUCAAAUCCAAGGGCACUCAGGGAACAUCGCCGACCUAAAUAAUCUCCGGAACUACUUGAAGCAGUUCGACGAUUUUCUCCACUCCGAGGCUGCUCACCUCCCUCCUCUGCUUAACGAACUCGAUCCAGCGCAGCAUUCCCUUGGCUAUCUCUAUCUUUUGGAAGCUUGUACGGAUGGUCCACUUUCCAAAGAGCACUCCAAUGAGUUCAUCCUUACUGUAGCCAGAUUUAUCAAUGUGUGCUCUGCCGAGCAAAUCCGAUUGGUACCUGAUAAAUUUAUAUCUGUUUGCAAAAGGUUGAGGGAUCAAAUUAUGUUGCUUGAUGAACCCAUUCGUGGUGUGGCUUCAAUGUUGACAGCGUUGCGCAAGCUCCAAACAUCUACUGAGCAGUUAACAACCUUGCAUCCUGACUUUCUUCUCCUCUGUUUAUUAUCGAAAUGCUACAAAACAGGACUUUCCAUUUUGGAGGAUGACAUAUUUGAGAUUGAUCAGCCUCGUGAUCUUUUUCUCUAUUGUUACUAUGGGGGCAUGAUUUGCAUAGGACAAAAGCAAUUCCGCAAAGCAUUGGAACUCUUACACAAUGUUGUAACUGCACCUUUGUUGAUGAUUAGUGCUAUUACAGUUGAAGCAUAUAAGAAAUACAUUCUGGUUUCUCUCAUUCAUCUUGGACAGUUCUCUACCAGUUUCCCAAAGUACACUUCUUCAGCAGCUCAACGGAAUUUAAAGAAUUACACUCAGCCAUACCUUGAGUUAGUAAGCAGUUAUAGUACUGGAAAAGUAUCAGAGCUUGAAUCGUGUGUUCAGACAAACAGGGAAAAGUUUGAAAAUGACAAGAAUCUGGGGUUGGUGAAACAAGUCGUGUCUUCUAUGUAUAAACGCAACAUUCAGAGGUUGACUCAGACAUACUUGACUCUGUCCCUUCAAGACAUUGCAAAUACAGUCCAACUCAAUAGCCCCAAAGAGGCUGAGAUGCAUGUGCUUCAGAUGAUUCAAGAGGGUGAUAUUUACGCCACAAUCAACCAGAAGGAUGGGAUGGUUAGAUUCCUUGAGGAUCCUGAGCAAUACAAAACUUGUGAGAUGAUCGAACGUAUUGACACCUCAAUCCAGAGGAUUAUGAUGCUCUCAAAGAAGCUGACAACCAUGAACGAAGCCAUGUCAUGUGACCCAUCAUACCUAGGGAAGGUCGGAAGGGAGCGGCAGAGAUUUGAUUUUGACGAUUUUGAUACUGUUCCUAAGUUCAAUAUAUGAGAAGUAUUGUAUAAAUGAGAAGAUGCAUAGUCCUCAGUGCACUACUAUCCGCAACUCUUUGAGCCUGGAUAGUAGGGAAAACUCGUUUCACAUUCCAUAGCAUCGUAAAUGUUACUUGACUAGAACACUUUCAUAGCUCAAGGGAGCCGGGGCUAGGUGGGUAUGGGGGCAACUUUAUGAAAAAGUCAUUUAUUCUA